UACGCCACUUGCGUGGUCGCUCAAAUAACCUCCUCUUCACUCACCGUAUCCAUCGCUCAACGAUCGCGGUUUUCACGACCGGAAUCUCUCUGGAAGUCCCUUAAUUUCGCCGUUCUUGUUCGCUCGCAUUGAUUCGUUUCCUUCAAAUAGAUAGGCCGUUAUUCUCCAGCCGUGUUGCGAAUUAGGGUUUUGGUGUUAUUUAUUUGCAGCGUCCUUCAGUGGAUGGGCGGUGCCGCUGCGGAUCUAGGGUUUCUCAAUUUGGUGGCGCUUAGCUGGUUGACGUCCAAGGCUUGCGAGUUCUGCGGUCGGGAGGUAAGCGAUUAGUCGAAAGGCGCGGAAUUGAUAGGCCUCGCGGCAGAAAGGCGAGGUAUUGGAAACUGGAACUGUAAGAAAGAUAAAAGGCUAUAUGCAAGGGUGGGAUGGUGAGAAGUGAGAGCGGAUGUGGCACAUAUGGACUGUCCCUACGAUUGGUACUGAAGCAAGAGAGAAACAGGCUGUGAUUCCACAACUACCAGCUCCACCAGCUCUUUCGAUGCAUUUAUCACUCGAUUUUUUCUCGAGGUGCGUUAGGAAGUAGUAGAUCAGCUAUUAGAUAAGACAGCAAUGCAUGAAGCAGUGCAGUCUGGAGGGCACUCUCCAAAGCAUUUGAAUGUUCCAUCAUCAAAUCAACAGUUGAAAUCUGGUUCAGAUAAUUUACAGAACAGUGGGACUUCCUUUUCUUCUCAAGUUAAGGGAAAGAGGAGGGAUAGAGGUGAUCAAGUUACGGAGCUUGUCAAGCGAGAACGUACGUCAAAAAUAGAUGAUGGUAAUUCCACUGGUUGCAAGGUUGACAACAACAUGAUUAAAUAUGAGCUUUCCAAAUUUUCAGAGAAAGGUGCCCUUAGAUGUACUGAUGGGGUUGAAAAGCUGUUUCAGUUGAUGCAAGUUUACAAUAGUAAGAAAAUUGAUCUUACUGGCAGAGUGCUCUUGGCAGAUGUGAUUGCUGCUACAGAUACUAUUGACUGCUUGAACAAGUUUAUGCAGAUCGGGGGUGUGACUGUUCUUGAUGAAUGGCUUCAGGAGGCACACAAAGGGAAGACCGUCGAUGGGUAUAGUCCCAAAGAGAAUGAUAAAACUGUUGAAGAGCUGUUGUUGGCAUUGCUUCGGGCGCUAGAUAAAUUACCUGUAAAUCUUCAUGCGCUCCAGGCAUGCAAUAUCGGCAAAUCUGUGAAUCAUUUGCGUAGUCAUAAGAAUCUGGAGAUCCAGAAGAGAGCUAGAAGCCUUGUGGACACAUGGAAGAAAAGAGUUGAUGCAGAAAUGAAGCUGAGUGAUGCAAAACCUGCUGGUAGUAGCCAAACUGUGACAUGGCAGAUCAAACCAGGUUUCUCUGAAGUUUCUCAUGCAGGAAAUCUGCGGAAUGGAUCUGGCGAGUUAUCCAUGAAGGGCUCGUAUGGGAAGUCUGUUCCCACAGAUUCUGCAAAAUCGACCACGGUGAUUGUGGGAUCCGGGAAAGUACAAUCAUCUUCAUUUGCACCUGUAGCAAAUAUAUCAAAGGAUUCUUUUUCCAAAGAUGCUGUUAGUGAUCUGCCCCAGAUGCUAGCAGAGGAAAAGAGUUGCAGUUCCAGCCAGUCUCAAAACAAUAGCCAGUCUUGUUCUAGUGAUCAUGGAAAGACUGUUGUCUCUUCCUUGAAGGAAGAUGCUCGGAGCUCUACUGCAGGAUCAGUGAGCAAGAACUUUAGUGGUUCAUCUCGUAAUCGAAGGUCAAGCAAUGGGUUUAUAUCCAGCAAUAUUUCUGUCGGACAGAAAGAGUCAAAUUCAGGCAAAUCAGGCUUGCUUAUUCGAAAUACCAUAAGUGAGAAGGUAUCACAAGCUGGACUUUACUGUGACAGAGCAGCUGAUGUGUCGCCUUCUGAGCAUGGAAGCUGCGACAGAGUUAUUGUUAAGCAUCCUAAUCCUGGUCGUAGUCCCGCUAGAAGCACUAGCGGAGGUUCCUUGGAAGACCUAUCAGCUGGUAGCAGAACAUCGUCCCCUGGUGUCUUGGAUAAACGUGAGCAUGUAGAUCUUAAAGUAAUUGUAAGGAAUGAUACUGGUCGAGCUCAUAUUGUUGCAGAGGUAAAUGCUGAAUCAUGGCAGAGCAAUAAUGUUAAGGAGGGGCUUGUUGGAUGUGAUGAGGGUGAUAGAUUGUCAAUGAUUGUACCUGAUGAAGAACAAAGGAAUGAAGCUGAGAAGGUUAUGGAAAUUCCCAGAACUAAGUGCUCGUUAUCUGGUAAUGAGAAGUUUACUAGUGGUUCUGAACUUAAGAGGGGGGGUUCUUUUAGCUCCAUGAAUGCCUUGAUUGAAAGCUGUGCUAAAUAUUCUGAAGCUACAACACCAUUAUUAGGAGAUGAUAUUGGCAUGAAUUUACUUGCGAGUGCAGCUGCUGGAGAAAUGCCCAAACAUAACGUAGUAUCUCCUGCGUCAUCAGCAAAAGGUUCUCCUGCAGCAGAGGACCCCUUCUGUAGUACUAAUGAGGCCAAUGCGAGAUUUUCGUCUGGGGUUGGAUCCCGAAAUCUCAGUCCAUCUGAUGAAAAUACUGAUUCAGAGAGACAUGUGAAUGAUAUUGUUUGUGUAUUUGGAAAGGAUGAAAUACAAGUGGUGGCUGCAAAUUGUCGAGAUGUAAAGGAAGAGUUGUCUAGAGAAGAUGCAAGUCAGAGCAAGGGUGGCAGGACGAUUGGUGGGUUUGUUGUGGAAGGUUUAGCAGAUUGCAAAUCUGUGGUAAGUAGUCCAGCAGAUCAUGUCAAGGCUAGCAGCUCUUGCCAUGCUGAAACAAGCAAGUUUUCUUCUGAUUCUGGAUCUAAAUCUUUGUUUCAUGGCAAUGACUGUGAGGUCUCUGCAUCAGGAAAAGAUGUCGAGAAGGUAGUGAUUGUGGAAUCAUCUUUAUGCCAUCAUUUUAACAAGGAUUUACGUGUUGGUGCCAUCUUAACAGAGCAAAAGUCACAUUCUCUUGUGAAACCUGAAACAGGGGUGGUGGACAGAAGGGGUGAUGGUGCGACUACUUCAUCUGUUGCUGUUAAGGCUCCAUACCUAGAAAGUGCAGAUUUAAUAAAUAGUCAAAAUCUUGAUGGAUUGGGUGAUCAAUGCCUAGAACAAUCUGGAAGGAAUGGAUCAGCCAUCCUCCCUUCAAACCAUAGAUCACAUUGUGAAUCUGCUUCAAGUCCUGGUAGUGUGGACAAUGGUGCACAGAUCGCUGAGAGAAAAGCUGUUCUAGAGAAGCAUAAUGCAGGUACUGAUGGCCAUGAUCAACGGCCCACCAUGCAUGGGGAAAUUGAGGCUUGUGCCACGAUGUCUGCAGAUGAUGCAGAAACGAAGAAGGAACUUGUUGCCUCCUCAGUUGAGAUUUCUUCAUUUGUUGCUAACUCCAAGCAAGAUGCAGGAGCUAAGCUUUACUUUGACUUAAAUGAAGGCAUACUCGGAGAUGAUGUGAACCAAACUGAGGCAAUUUCCACAUCUGCGCCUGAUUGCUCCCCUGCACUAAGAAUCUCCAAUUUCUCAUCUUAUGCAUCUUCACCCAUGCGUUCGCCAUCUCCUAUAACAGUUGCUGCUCCAGCCAAAGGAUUUUUUACGCCUCCUGAAAUUUUGUUGAAGAAUAGAGGGGAUCUUGGAUGGAAGGGUUCAGCCGCUACUAGUGCAUUUCGUCCAGCAGAGCCUAGAAAGGUUUCGGAGAUGUCGUUUAAUUCUCCUGAUGUGCAUUCUUUUGACACUGCUGGGGUUAAGCAAGGCCGUUCUCUAUUGGAGUUUGAUCUUAAUGUCCCUGACGAGAGAGCUCUUGAGGACAUGGCUUCUCAGAAAUCUGCUCAGACAACAGGUUCUGAUUCGGGUAUUAUUAGUGACCAUGCUGUAUCUUCACGAGCUGCUGGAGGAUUGGAUUUUGAUUUGAACAGACUUGAUGAAGGAAACGAAGAUGGUAAGUGUGUGGCAAGCAUAAGUUGUCAUUUUGAAGUACCGCUUUUGCAUGCAAGACCUACAACAACAGGACUCCCUAAUCGGGAUGCUAAUAUGUUAAGGGACUUUGAUCUAAAUUGUGGGCCAGGCAUUGAUGAUGUAGGUACAGAGCCUCUUUAUAGAAAUCAAAUUUCAAAAAAGAGUAAUAAUAUUCCAUUUUUUCCUCCUAAUGCUGGUCUUCGAAUGAAUAAUACUGAAAUUGGAAGUGGUUGGUUUCCCCCCUUUAGCUCCUAUCCAGCUGUUGCGCUUCCACCAUUCAUGAAUGAUAGAGAGAAAUCUUACCCAAUUGUUGCAGCUUCAGGGGCCCAGAGGAUUUUGGGGCCUAUAACCGGUGCUGGAACUUUUGGAAGUGAUAUGUAUCGAGGACCAGUCCUUUCAUCCUCUCAAACCAUGGCUUAUUCACCUGCUGCCCCCACAUGUUCUUAUGCAGGCUUCCCAUUUGGUGCUAGUUUUCCACCGGCCUCAUCUUUCACUGCUGGUGCAACAAACUACGUUGAUUCUUCAUCUGGUGGCUGUUCGUACUUCCCUCACAUCCCUUCACUUGUUAAAGCUACAGGUGGUGUCUCUUUUCCAAGGCCCUAUAUGAUUAGUUAUCCAGAAGGCAGUGCUUCUAUUGGAUCUGAUGGUAGGAAAUGGGCAAGGCAAAGUCUUGAUCUGAAUGCAGGUCCGGGAUAUGCAGUGGAUGUUAAGGAUGACAGAUUACCUUCUUCAAGACAGCUGCAUGCAACCGGCUCACAGAACUUCAUGGAUGAACAGGCAAGUCUACGUCUGGUGGCAGGCUGUGUGUCGAAGCAGAAGGAAAUCAAUGGAGGCUUGGAACCGGAGAGAUUCACUUUUAAGCAUCAGUCAUGGCAGUAGUAAUAUAGAGGAUGACAUUUCAUCCGUGAUGCACGUGUCUGGCUCAAGGCGUUUGACCAAUCAAAUUUGCUUCCGUGCUAAAUUAUUUCCACCAACCUGUAGCAGUCCAUGUUUGGCUCUAGGGAGAUAUGGAGCUCAUUCAGAUGGAAUGCUUGACUUAAUACAUGUAAUUGUUGGGGUAGCAUGCUUUCCUUGUAAUGGACUUCCCAUGGAUUGCAGUUUUCUUGCUUUGUUGCAUCGUGUAAUGCUCCAUCAGCCUCGGUAAAGCUCAAGGAUGGGCAUCUGCGGCUGGUGUACAGAAGAAUUGUUCCUGCUGAUGAGUUUCCUUGUAGAAAAACUUUAGACUUUCUUGUCUGAGUUUUUUUCUCCAGUCACCUGCAACUUACCAACAGGGAAAUGUUGGUUGGGUACUUGAGCUAUCAGGAACAUUUUCAUUGGCACAAGACUUGACAUUUUUUGAUCAUAUUGUAUGAACUGCCCAAAACAAGAGAAUAUUGUUUAUAUUUAUAGAUUAGGUUCCUUGCUAAAUUUUGUUUUUGAUAUUCCUUUGUGGGCUUAUAUGAGCAGAAGACUAUGCUCAUAUGGUUUUUAUUGUGGUCAUUCUGAGUAUUGCAUAUUGGUAUCCUUCUCAUGUUUUUAGAGUUGAGUAGUUUGUAUACAAAUAUUGCUUUUUGGUAUGAUGGCUGUUUUCAUGUGAAGGUAUAUAACUCAUUCGGCCUUUAUUACUAACUAUUUUUUACAAUAAUUGAGACCA
Molecule: messenger RNA, 5572 nt
Organism: Dendrobium catenatum
Lineage: Eukaryota; Viridiplantae; Streptophyta; Magnoliopsida; Asparagales; Orchidaceae
Exons: 5
Coding region: 604-4818 (1404 amino acids)
Cellular component (GO): nucleus
Source: RefSeq, a predicted model, not a curated record